Dendronephthya gigantea is the source of this 1532-nucleotide messenger RNA. RefSeq lists its product as uncharacterized. Gene Ontology annotation, cellular component: nucleus. The transcript has 3 exons. The coding region runs from base 3 to 1469 and encodes 488 amino acids. The record is from RefSeq and is a predicted model, not a curated record. NCBI's taxonomy places the organism in Eukaryota, Metazoa, Cnidaria, Anthozoa, Malacalcyonacea, Nephtheidae. Gene Ontology annotation, biological process: regulation of transcription by RNA polymerase II. Gene Ontology annotation, molecular function: DNA-binding transcription factor activity, RNA polymerase II-specific; transcription cis-regulatory region binding.
AGAUGGCGGCAGAUUCUGAAAACAUUGAAAUAACUUGUCCGGAAAUUAAAAAUUUAAUAGAAGUUUCAACGAAUAUAAGUUGCUCGGUGGAUGGAUGUAAUAAAAUACUACCUAAUACUUCGGCACUACGCAUGCAUUUGGUAAAAACCCAUAAAACAAGCACAGAAAAAAAUGUGUUUGUGAGAGGUCAAGUAUGUGACAAAGAAGAGAAAAGAAAGACAGUAUUUUGUUGUCCUGUUGAGAACUGUGUACGAGGAAAAAACACUGGAAGAUAUUUUCAUCGUUUAGCUCACGUAAAACAGCACUACAUGAAUGUGCAUGGGGAAAAAAAAUUUGUUUGCAAGAAAUGUGAGAAGAGAUUUGGCCGAAAUGAUGUUUGUGUUCGACACGAAAAGAUGUGUGGAAUGAUCUUCCCUUGUUCUUGUGGUGUGGAAUUCAAUAAUCGGACAUCAAUGUUGACACAUGCACGACGCAGCAAUCAUCUUGUUCUCUCAUCUGGAUUAAAUGAGAGAAAAGGAAAACAACUAGAGCAGGAAAGUAUAAAAUUACCAGAUCAAGGACAAGGAGUGUGCAUUUCUUUUGUGCCUGUUUACAGUAAAGAUUGUUCAACUGUUGUCAGACCACUUAUUCCAAAGAAAAUGUUCUCUGAUGUAGAAACCCAAACAGACAAAACAAGUUGUCAAAGCAAUCAAAAAUCAUCAAAAAAUCAAAAUGAGAGCUCAUUAACAUUGAAUGAAACUUCAUCAGUACUUGAUGACAGCUCAUUACCACAAAAUAAGAGCUGCUCAGUUGAUGAUGAAAGUGAAAUAUUAAAACAGAAAAAUGAAUGUUCAGUUAACAUGGCCUCAUUUAUGAUGCAAAGUGAUAAAGGAGUUAUGGUAAAUAUGGCAACAGAAAGACCUGAUCUAGAGGCCUUAUGUAAGUACACACAAACUGCAGAAUAUCUACAAGAUGGUUUUGAUGAUAAUCUAGAUGUGGACUUUACAAUGGAUAAUGAAGAUUUCAAAGAACUAACUCAUUCACAAACACAAACAAACUGGGGGUUAACAUUUGGUAAUUUGUUUGAAGACAAUGAGACACAAACAUUGGAAUCCUAUCUUGAACUAGAUCAAUCAACAAUGGAUUGUGCAACUCAAACCAGAACUAUCUUAGAUGAGAUUUUUUCAGUUGAUAUGGAAACUCAGACACUCAUUCCUGCAAUCUCUUUUGAUGAGGAUUUUGAAGGCAUCAACUGUGGAAGUAGCAUGGAUGGACAGACACAAACAUUGCCAUGGACAACUUUUGCAGAUUCUGAUGCACUAAGUAUGCUACAAAGCUCAACAGGUUCGAGCAUAGAUGAACAGACACAAACAUUUCCUACAUAUGAAGCAACUCUUGAUAUCUUGCAAGGUUCAACCUUGAAUGUUGAAACACAAACUGCUUUUAAUGAUGUACAGCUAUCUGGAUAUGAUAAUCUCCAAAAAUUUUGAAAAAAACCCAACUAAUUUUAAUAACUUACAAAUUUAGUUAUUACAUUAAAAAAUAACAAAACA